CCUCAUCCCAUUACAGUGGUUCUGGUUCCAUUGUCUCUCUCUGUGUAGAGCCAGGCCUCAUCCCAUUACAGUGGUUCUGGUUCUAUUGUCUCUCUCUGUGUAGAGCCAGGCCUCAUCCCAUUACAAUGGUACCAAACACUUUAAGAGGCUCAAAGCCUUCGACCCACCGGACUGCAAGACCAGAGCCCUUGACACAGUCACCAAGGAAACCACAACCAAGAGCGCAUCACCCUGCCCUGUGCCGCCCAGCUCAGACCCCAGUUCAACAGAUGUCACAGCCAGAGCUGUGUUGUCACCACCCUCUGCCUCCGGGGUGGUUCCAUCGACCUGCAGCCCAGCUGUAUCCAUGGAAAUACCCUCUGACCCCUCUCUGUCACCCUGUCCCAUGGUGGAGAAGGAGAAGGAGAUGGAGGGAGAGGUGGAGCAGGUUGUAGAGUCAGAGGAAGAGAAGGCUAAGAGACUGCUCUACUGUUCUCUCUGCAAGGUGGUGGUGAACUCUGCAUCCCAGCUACAGGCUCACAACAGCGGCACGAAACACAAGACAAUGCUGGAGGCCAGGAGCGGCGAUGGAGCCAUAAAGUCAUUCCCCAGGUCAGGGGUCAAAGCCAAGCUGGCCCCUCCCACUGAGGUGUCGACUGGGCUCCAGAACAGAACUUUCCACUGUGAGAUCUGCGAUGUGCACGUCAACUCCGAGACACAACUCAAACAGCACAUCAGCAGUAGAAGGCAUAAAGACCGUGCAGCAGGGAAGCCAGCUAAGCCCAAGUUUAGCCCGUAUGGUCUGCCGCCUCAACGCAACCAGAAUGUACAGACAGUUGGGAUCAUUCUGAGGAAGGAGCAGGACUUGGCGAAGCCUCUCGUCUCGUGCCUCUUACAGCGCCAUCUCUCCCUCGCUGCUGCUGCUGCAGCAAUGGCAACCCUGUCCCCGUUCCAUUUGCACCCUGCCCCUACACAUGGCGCCGCCCUCUUUCAAGCUCAGCCCCUCCCCCAGCCCCUAUUACAUCCUGCCCCAGGACCUCUCCGUACGGCACAUACAUCAGUUCUGUUCUCACCGUACUGACCCAGACCUGAACCAGACUUGGCCUAUACCUAACCCAGACCCAUGUCAGAUGGACCAGAACCCAACAGAAACUGUGGGACCAGUGCAGACAAACAGCAGUCUGUAAAGUUGGAAACAGACCUGGGAUCAGAUUCAGAGUAUGUCUCUCUACUGACCGUCUUGGACCAGGGUGUCUAUGUUUUGUGCCAUGCUUGAGCCAGUGUGUGUGUGUGUUUGCGUGCGUGAAGCUGUAUGCGUGCGUGAAGCUGUGUGUGUGCGCACGUGCGUGCAUUGUGUGUUUGUCAUGAAAUAUGGGUAUUGUUUUUCA
Coregonus clupeaformis (lake whitefish) is the source of this 1367-nucleotide messenger RNA. RefSeq names its product zinc finger protein 385D-like. Gene Ontology annotation, cellular component: nucleus. Lineage: Eukaryota; Metazoa; Chordata; Actinopteri; Salmoniformes; Salmonidae. The transcript is spliced from 5 exons. Gene Ontology annotation, molecular function: nucleic acid binding; zinc ion binding. The record is from RefSeq and is a predicted model, not a curated record. The coding region runs from base 347 to 1060 and encodes 237 amino acids.